Messenger RNA from Lactuca saligna, 639 nucleotides. The record is from the annotation of a GenBank genome assembly. Lineage: Eukaryota; Viridiplantae; Streptophyta; Magnoliopsida; Asterales; Asteraceae.
AUGUCUCAAAUCCAUGCAAAAUCGCCCCAACACUGUGCCAAAAAGAAACUUGUAAACAUUAGUAGCAAUCUUCACAAGAAGCUAUUCUUCACCUUCACCUCCUUCUUCUCCACAAUCCUCCUACUCAUACUCAUAGUCUGGUUCAUACUCCGUCCCACUAAGCCAGACUUCUCCCUUAAAGAAGCUGAUAUUUACCAACUUGCUGUCUCGGGAACUCACCUCCUUAACGCCUCCAUCCAACUCACCCUUGUCUCCACAAACCCAAACCAGAAAGUAGGCAUUUAUUAUGAUGAGAUUCAAGUUUACGCUUCCUACAAGGGACAACAGAUAACGCUUGAUACAUCGCUUCAACCUUUUUAUCAAGACCAUAGGGAUGUCAAUCUUAUAUCUGCUAUUUUGGUUGCCAACGGGUUACCUGUGGCUCCCUCUUUCAAUUAUGAAUUGGAUCGUGAUGAGACUGCCGGAAGAUUGGUCUUGAACCUCAAGGUAAAUGGAUUGCUCCGGUGGAAGGUGGGAACUUGGAUCUCUGGAAAGUAUAGGUUUAAUGUCAAUUGUGUAGCAAUUUUGGUUUUCCGUCCAUCUGCACCUUCAGGUCCGUUGACUGCUAAACCACGGGCACAAUGUUCAACGACAAUUUGA